GAGACAAGAAGCCUUUUCGCUCGCGCAGCACCGCGUCCGUCCAAACAAGUUCCUACUCCUGCCAUUUCUCCUGCCACCUCAUCCUCCGUCCUCCUCAUGCCGUCGUCGUCGUUCGAGCCGUCGAGGGUCUUCUUCUCUUCUUCAGGUGCCACUACAACUACAGCAGCUGCGGCAACCGCGGCGGCAGGAACUGCGGCUCGUACAUGACGGACGUGCGAGGCACGCGCUACCCCAACUGCGCCAACGACAUGACGGCGGCGCUCCACUACGUGUCGCCGGCGUGGUCCGGCCGCGCCAAUCCCAGCCAGGUUCUAGCCAAGAGCACCUCCAGCGAAGGAUCCACGACACAGGCGGCAGCGGAGGCGGCGACCUACAUGGUGCUGGACGACCUCACCGUCACGCCGCACGCUCCCAUGUCCGCCAACUCCACCGUCGCGCUGCUCGGCACCUUCGGCGUCACGGACCUCGGCGCGGUCCAGGAGAUGACCGUGCGGCUCCGCUACAACGAGGGUCUGGGGAUCCUCAGAGCGUCGCUGCACUCAAGGACCGUGCUCACUGAUGUUUUCCUCGGCGAGGUCCGUGCUUGAAGGGCGCUGCUCCUCGCGCCGCGGACCUGAUGAACAUGGGCUAAGCAAUUUGGGUCAGUUGGAAUCUUGUGAUGCUUCAGGUAGUAGCAGUUAGUUUGCCGUCGAUCGACUCUCCUGUAUUUGUUUGGGUAGUAAUCUGGUAGCAUUAGUAGUGAGCAGCAGCAGUUAGCGCACUGCCUUUUGGUUCACCAUGGGCCUUCUUCCGACCUCCCUAAUGCCUUGGUAAAAACUCUGUUUCAUCGAUGGCAAUCUAAUCUCCUUGAUUUUGAAGGAUGUGUAACGUAUGCAAGGCGCAGUUC
Messenger RNA from Setaria italica (foxtail millet), 886 nucleotides. RefSeq lists its product as uncharacterized. The record is from RefSeq and is a predicted model, not a curated record. The coding region runs from base 204 to 587 and encodes 127 amino acids. The transcript is spliced from 2 exons. Lineage: Eukaryota; Viridiplantae; Streptophyta; Magnoliopsida; Poales; Poaceae.